This is a messenger RNA of Calliphora vicina (urban bluebottle blowfly), 1686 nucleotides long. RefSeq names its product probable cytochrome P450 9f2. The coding region runs from base 71 to 1612 and encodes 513 amino acids. The transcript is spliced from 4 exons. The record is from RefSeq and is a predicted model, not a curated record. NCBI's taxonomy places the organism in Eukaryota, Metazoa, Arthropoda, Insecta, Diptera, Calliphoridae. Gene Ontology annotation, molecular function: monooxygenase activity; iron ion binding; heme binding.
UUGGACAAGAUCACAACAAAUUUCUGUAUAAGUAAAAUAGAUCUACAAUAAUUUCAACUUGAAAUUCAAGAUGUGGAUUGAGUUUAUUAUAUUGUUAGCGGCCGCAGCCGUAUUAUUUUAUCGUUGGGCCACCAAAAAUAAUGAUUACUUUAAAAAACGUAAUUUACCCUAUGAUAAGCCAGCAUUUUUAUUGGGCAGUGGUAAGGAAACACUUUUCGGCACGAAAUCCGUUUUCAACAUAUUAUGUGAACUCUACAAUAGGCAAGAUGACGACGUUGUGUAUGGUGUAUAUGAUGGUCGUGCACCAAUUUAUCUAGUACGAGAUCCACAGCUAAUAAAGCAUGUUAUGAUUAAAGAUUUUGACCACUUUGUGAAUCGUCGUAAUUUCAUGGACACAGGAGGUAGUGAUAAUUUACUUAUAAAUUCUUUAUUUUUCAUGCAAAAUGAUAAAUGGCGCGAUAUGCGCAACACUUUAAGUCCAGCAUUUACUGGCAGUAAAAUGCGUCAAAUGUUUAAACUUAUUGUAUUGGAAAUAGAGGAGUCCAUGCAAUACCUUAAAGAUGAAAUAAAUAACAGUAAUGCGGAAGACAAGGGUUUGGAAGUGGAUAUCAAAGAUUUUACUUCACGUUUGACUGUCGAUAUUAUAGCAUCGACAGCAUUUGGUUUGGAAGUGAAUUCUUUUAAAAACCGGAAUAAUGAAUUCUAUACUAAAGCUCAAAAGGCAAUUAACUUUACGCCAAUGCAGCAAUUUAAAAUGUUUAUAAUGGAACUAUUACCAAAAGUAGCAAAGAUUUUCAAACUCAGUAUGUUCGAUAAAGUUUUCGUAAAUUACUUUAGGCGCUUGGUUUUAGAUGCCAUGAAGUAUAGAGUCGAACACAACAUUAAACGCCCCGAUAUGAUUAAUCUAUUGAUGGAAGCGAGAGGCGUUAUACCAACAGAUACACCCAAAAAUCAUUUUCGUGAAUGGUGUGAUCUUGAAGUUGUGUCGCAAUGCUUUUUGUUCUUUUUCGCAGGUAUGGAACCAUCAUCAGUCACUAUGAGUUUCAGUGUCCAUGAGCUUAUGGAAAAUCCCGACGUACAGGAAAAACUUUACGAAGAGAUACAGAAAUUUAGUGAAGAUUUAGAAGAUGAUUCCCUUACGUAUGAUAUUUUACAUAAAAUGCCCUAUAUGGACAUGGUGGUAUCGGAGAUCUUACGCAAAUGGCCGAUUACUUUAGUAACGGAUCGCGUGUGUAAUAAAGAUUUUGUUUAUGAAUCGCAAGGUAAAAGAUUAGAAAUCAAAAAAGGGGAAUCACUUCGUAUAGCAAUGUGUGGAAUACACAGAGAUCCCAAGUAUUAUCCGGAACCGGAUGUUCUAGAUCCUGAACGAUUCAGUGAUGAGAAUAAAUCGAAGCUUGAGAGUGGUGCAUAUUUACCGUUUGGUUUGGGUCCUAGAGUUUGUAUAGCUAAUCGUUUUGCUAUUAUGGAAAUUAAAGCUUUUCUCUUCUAUUUACUACGCGAUUACCGCUUAGAAGCAUCUCCGAAGACAAUGAUACCUUUAGAAUUAAAAAAAUCUGGAUUUCAAGUGGCACCUGAAAAUGGAUUUUGGGCACAAUUUAUACCACGAAAAUAAAUUUUAAUUUUUUCUGUGAUUUUUAAAAAUAAAAUAUCGUUCAGAUAAAUAUGAUAAGAAUAAAAUAAUAUAAA